This is a messenger RNA of Thlaspi arvense, 1173 nucleotides long. NCBI's taxonomy places the organism in Eukaryota, Viridiplantae, Streptophyta, Magnoliopsida, Brassicales, Brassicaceae. The record is from the annotation of a GenBank genome assembly.
AUGGUACAAGGAGUGUGGUCUGAAGAUCCUGCAGCACAAUUAGAAGCAACUACUCAGUUUAGAAAGCUAUUAUCAAUAGAGCGCAGCCCUCCAAUAGAUGAAGUAAUCAAAGCAGGUGUUGUCCCUCGGUUUGUGGAGUUCCUUGGAAGGCAUGAUCUCCCUCAACUGCAAUUUGAGGCAGCAUGGGCUUUGACAAAUGUUGCAUCUGGGACAUCAGAGCACACCCAAGUUGUCAUUGAACAUGGUGCUGUCCCCCAGUUUGUUCAACUUCUUAGUUCUGCCAGUGAUGAUGUCCGGGAGCAGAUUGUUGUGCAAGUAUAUGAUAUCAGUGACAUGACAGACCGUGUUUCAUAUGGCCACCACCUUAUUUUGAACUCCUUGCACUUUCAGGCAGUAUGGGCCUUGGGGAAUGUUGCUGGUGACUCUCCAAGUUGUAGAGAUCUUGUUCUCAGUCAUGGUGCUCUUAUGCCUUUGCUAGCUCAGUUAAAUGAACGCUCAAAACUAUCAAUGCUGAGAAAUGCUACAUGGACUCUAUCCAACUUCUGUAGGGGCAAGCCACCAACACCUUUUGAGGAGGUGAGGCCUGCAUUGCCAAUUCUUCAGCAACUUAUCCACUUGAAUGAUGAAGAAGUUUUAACAGAUGCUUGCUGGGCCCUUUCUUAUCUUUCUGAUGGCCCAAAUGACAAAAUUCAAGCUGUAAUUGAGGCCAGUGUCUGUCCACGACUUGUGGAGCUUCUGUUGCACCCAUCUCCUACGGUUCUUAUACCAGCUCUUAGGACUGUGGGAAACAUUGUCACUGGUGAUGAUACCCAAACUCAGUUUGUGAUUGACAAUGGUGUCCUUCCUUGUCUCUAUCAACUUCUCAAUCAAAAUCACAAGAAGAGCAUCAAGAAAGAAGCUUGCUGGACAGUUUCAAAUAUCACUGCUGGGACUAGAAGUCAAAUUCAGGCUGUUAUUCAAGCCAAUAUUAUUCUUCCUCUGGUGCACCUUCUUGAAAAUGCUGAAUUUGAUAUCAAGAAGGAGGCUGCAUGGGCUAUUUCAAAUGCUACCUCUGGAGGAACUCCUGAGCAGAUUCGGUGUGUUUUUUUCGUGUCCAUUUCUUCUUCAUAUGGCCAGAGUACAUCUAAAUUGGCAUUUAGUGCAGAUCUAGGUUUCUGCCUUUUUGUUGCUUAA